Molecule: messenger RNA, 2403 nt
Organism: Calidris pugnax (ruff)
Lineage: Eukaryota; Metazoa; Chordata; Aves; Charadriiformes; Scolopacidae
Product: carbohydrate sulfotransferase 5-like
Exons: 2
Coding region: 507-1670 (387 amino acids)
Biological process (GO): carbohydrate metabolic process; keratan sulfate proteoglycan biosynthetic process; N-acetylglucosamine metabolic process
Cellular component (GO): Golgi membrane
Molecular function (GO): N-acetylglucosamine 6-O-sulfotransferase activity
Source: RefSeq, a predicted model, not a curated record
CUCGCUGCUCCUGGUCAGUCUGAUUUCACGAGUCGAUGAGGAGGUGCUCGUAGAGGGCUACACUGAGAUGGCAGCUGAAGUGGCAGUGAUGCUAGGGCACCCGGCCCCUCUGGUACUUCUCCAUUCUCCCCCAUGUUUUUAGUCAGCAGGCCUGUGGUGGUCGGGCAGGUGCAGCCAGAAGGAAGUUCUGCAGUGAAGCAAAGAAGGAAGAAAGGAGGCGGAAACAGGCCCCUUUUAGCUCUCCUGAGGUGAGCUUGCUGAGCUGCAGGCGGAGGAGGAGGGCAUUGGCAAAAAGAGAGGUGAGGCAAUGCAAAGCAAGUCACAGACCAGUGUUUCACCUAGAAGUUUUGGCAGAUUGCCUUUCUGUGCUGAAAGAGCGAGCUGGCCUAACAGCACCCUCUGGUGAGCCCUGCAAUGGAAUGAAUAGAGGAUCAGAAGCAGCAGCCUGUAUCACAAUGUCCUGUCCCUCGUGAUUAAGCUUUUUAAAUUGCUUUUCCUCGGUGAGAAUGGCAAGGAUUCGGAUUCCUAGCACAAUCGUUAUACUUUUUGUUAUGGUACAGACUGGAUUCUUACUCUUCAUGUAUACCCGGUACAGCAGCUUCAUACCUCAGUCUGAGGAGAAACCAUCUCAAGCCCACAUCCUCAUUCUCUCCUCCUGGCGUUCGGGAUCUUCUUUUGUUGGUCAACUUUUCAGCCAGCACCCCGAUGUCUUCUACCUGAUGGAGCCUGCGUGGCACGUGUGGGUUACCAUGUACCAGAACAGUGCCAAGGUCUUGCACAUGGCAGUGCGGGACUUGGUCAGGUCGGUCUUUCUGUGUGACAUGUCUGUGUUUGAUGCUUACAUGCCUUGGAAAAGAAACUUAUCCGACCUUUUCCAGUGGGCAGUGAGUCGGGCUCUGUGCUCAGCUCCUGCUUGUGACUCCUUUCAACGUACUGACAUAACCAGCGAAAUGGCAUGCAAGACUCUCUGUGGACGGUACCCAUUCAGCAAGGUGGAGGAAGCCUGUAAAACUUACAGCCACGUUGUUAUCAAGGAGGUUCGAUUCUUUGACUUGAAGGUCCUCUACCCCCUUCUCACUGAUCCAUCCCUGAAUCUCAAAAUUAUUCACUUGGUCCGUGACCCCAGGGCAGUCGUCAAAUCACGGGAACAGUCGGUCAAAGCAUUAGCUCGUGACAAUGGAAUUGUUUUGAGUACCAAUGGCACGAAAGUGGAAGACAGCAAAUACAAAGUAAUGGAAGAGAUUUGUAGAAGUCACGUUCAGAUUUAUGAAACAGCUACUCUAAAACCACCUAGUUUCCUUAAAAAUCGCUAUUUAAUGAUCCGUUUUGAAGAUCUGGUAAGAGAUCCAUUAUCAGAAAUCUCAGAAAUGUAUAAAUUUGCAGAUCUUAGUUUAACCCCCACGCUCAAAAGUUGGAUCUAUAAUAUCACACAUGGACAGGGAUCAGGAAAAAGAAAAGAAGCCUUCAAAAUCACAUCUCGAGAUGCAGUUAGUGUGUCACAGGCCUGGAGGAAUGUUCUCUCCUUCCAGAAAAUUCAGAAAAUACAGGAAGUUUGCAAAGGUGCUAUAAACAUGCUUGGCUAUCAGCUGCUGGAUUCAGAAAAAGAACAGAAAGAUCUGUCAUUGGACUUAGUGUUGCCAAGGCGACAAAAUCAAUUCAGUUGGUCAUAAUUUAAUCCAAAGCACUGAGACAUUAUUUUUGAGAUAUCUGGAGGGUGAAGGGGGGUGGGGGUGUAGAUGAUUCCGUAUUUUCUACUGUGCAGCAUAUAGGUAAUUUGAAAAUCCUUGGCUGAUGAGUUUAACUGUUUUCCUUUCUGCUGUUUUACCAUAAUGGAAGGGGUUUUUUUCUGAGUUUCUUACACCACAAAACCAAAAAAAAACCCAUCAGAAAUGCCGCGAGAUACUUGUCAGAUUGCAGAUUUACAGAUGAGCUGUGCUGUUUUCAGCAUUGUUUUAAAAAUAUAAUUUAAGUACUUCCUAUUAAAAAAGGAAUUGUCAAAGUUGUCUUUGUUCAUUGAUAAUAGUUCACUUCUGUUUUCAUGCUUUACAUAUUUAAGCAUCUCAGUUCUUAAUUUGUAUUAAUGGAACAAAGUAGAAACUCAGUUCCUUCAUUUUCUUCCAGAGUCACUGGAAGAAAAGAAGACUUCUUUCUUUUGCUUUAAAGUUGUUACGCAGUUGUGUAUUUUUUUAGACUUCUCUUGAUGUUUUAAAUUUUAAUGUAAAAGUUCUUCAAGAGCUGGGGCAACUGUAGCCGUUCUGUUGUAAAAGGCUUAAGCCAGAACUUCAUUUGUUUGUAAAUUUCUUAAUGCUUUCCCUGGAAUGGCAAAGUUUGCAACCGGAUACUUGAAUGCGAUGUUGGCACGGAGUGCAAAAAGCAAGAGAGAUGAAGAAACUUUGAGCAGAA